AAACGCUAUCAGCCAAACAAACAAUCUAAUCUAACCUCAAAUUUUGUUAGGGCUUGGGCUUGUAUUUUUAAAUUUUUUCCAAGUUUUCUAAUUUUACAUUUUUUUCUUUUCUUUUGACUGAUUAUUUUAAAAUAAUCUUGAUAACAUGUAUGAAGCAAAAUAGAUUCCCUGUCAAUGGAUGGCCUUACUUUUUUCUUUCUGAUCGCAGGUGGUUACUGCGUCCUGCUCUUUUUCGAUGUAUUUUUCAAGUCAUGCUGCCAUUACCCGUACUUACAACUGCUGGAAAAUCUUGGAAUAAAUAUAAGCUAUUUCACAAUUAAAUGGAAAACUAAAGCUUUAAACCGUCUAAUAAUAAAAUGGGGCAACGCAAGGCCACAGUUUUGGAAAGUAUGGUUUAGUAUCGGUACAUUUACUAGCCUCGCAUUUCUGCCUAUUUCUAUUUAUAUUAUAUUUAUAAGUAUAUACUGGUUAUUCUUCAAUAGUACCUCACAAGUAUCAGAACCCCUCAUUAGUCCUGUAGUACCAGGAUUAAAUCUCCCUGUAUCAGAGCUAGGAUAUUAUUCUAUUGCUUUAUUGAUUUGUAGUAUAGUUCAUGAAUUAGGACACGCAUUGGCUGCAGUUAUAGAAGAUGUAGGGACUCUGGAAUUGGGCUGUAAUGUGUAUUUUAUUUUACCUGUAGCUUUUGUUAGUCUCCCUACAGAUAAACUUUAUGCUAUUAAUCACAAAAAACGUUUAGGGAUAGUUAGCGCAGGAGUCUGGCAUAAUAUUGUCUUAUCCUUCAUUGCCUAUCUUUUAUAUUGUUCUCUACCAACAAUAUUUUCACCUCUUUAUAAUUAUGGGGAUAGUGUAAGUGUUUCAGGAGUAAACAAAAAUUCACCUUUGAAUGACCCAACUAAAGGUUUAUCUGUAGAUGAUAUAAUUAUUGCAAUAAAUAAUUGUGACAUUUUAAACGAAAAUUAUUGGUAUCAUUGUCUGCAUGAUAGAUAUGUUUUAAGGCCUGCUGUGUGUAUCAAAUCUGAUUUGGUUAAUACAUUAGAUGAAAGUGUUCCACUAAAACAUCUGGGUAGUGGGUAUGUGGAAUGUUGUGAUCCAAAAAACAGUAAAAAUAUAUGUUUUGAAUAUAUUGAUAAUGAAACUAAUGAAUUAGAAUUGCCUGGUCAUGUAUGUUUGCCUGGCCGUACUGUUAUGGAGCAGUCUGCAAAUUUUUGCACCAAGAGUCCACACUCUUGUCCAAGCGACUCUUAUUGUUUCCAACCAGUAUUACCCAAUGAUACGUAUUUGUUUAAAAUUAUAACUAAUACAAAAAAUAUAAUUUAUCUAGGCAAUCCAAAUGAUUUAUUUCAAACCAUGGACAUUUCAUCUUAUGUAAAGAAAACCAAUUUAUUUUCUGUAAGUUUUCCUGAAAAAGUCACAAAACUAGUCAAAUAUAUUGUCGUUAUAUCUUUAGGUUUAGCAUUUGUAAAUAUUUUACCAUUUGCUUUUAUGGAUGGUGAAUAUAUUUUACAAACAUUAGCGCUAAUUAUAUUUACAAAUAUAGUUGAUAAGAAAAAAAUUGUACAAACUGUUAAUGUUAUUACGUGGAUAAGUACUAUUAUUUUGAUAGUAUAUCUUGUGUAUUCAUUGUUCUUGUUAUUAUAGAAAACUGCAAGAUUCUACUAGUUUAACAUAAAGUGUGUCACAUAGUUAAGUUCUCAAGCAACACCAGCCUAAUAAUGGAUUUACUGCUUUCAUAUUUUUGUAUUUUAUAUAAAUGCAUAUAGCAUCUUAAUAAAUACACAGUCAAAUUAUUAUUGAGUUUUCUUUAAUCUUAUUUACAUAAUAUCAAUCUAGUAAAUGACAGAAUUCAAAUUACCGCCUCAAUAACAUUUAAGGAAGAGGCAGAUACUCCUCAAAAAUUUGGAGAUUAAAAUUCACUUAAGAGUCACCCUGUAUAAAUAUGACUAGAAAAUCUUUUAUUUUAUUCUUCUCUAAAAAUAUUUGUUUAUCCAUCAUCCAGAUUCUCUAUUAGUGUUGUCCACUCCUAUACUUGUUUUCAAUUAAUUUAAUCCAUAAUUAGGUAGAAACUGUAUAAAUACAAACAAGUAUUAUUUUGCUUUUGCUAGGCCAACAUUAUUUUCCAAUUCUCUCAAACAUCGUUUUCCAUAUUGUAUAUACAUUUUAAUAACUGUUUCAUCUGUAUGAUUUGAAUUUGCCCUAAAGUCUGUUCUUGCCCACUGCUUCAAUUCUUCUUGGUAAUUUUUAUCAGGUACUUCUUUUAUAGUACGAAAUAUUUGGCGGUAUAGAUUCUUGACUUCCUGCUUAAGAAUAA
Ceutorhynchus assimilis (cabbage seed weevil) is the source of this 2308-nucleotide messenger RNA. Lineage: Eukaryota; Metazoa; Arthropoda; Insecta; Coleoptera; Curculionidae. The record is from the annotation of a GenBank genome assembly.